Molecule: messenger RNA, 5338 nt
Organism: Trichechus manatus latirostris (Florida manatee)
Lineage: Eukaryota; Metazoa; Chordata; Mammalia; Sirenia; Trichechidae
Gene: TMA16
Product: translation machinery associated 16 homolog
Exons: 7
Coding region: 117-728 (203 amino acids)
Cellular component (GO): nucleus
Source: RefSeq, a predicted model, not a curated record
CUCCAGUCCCACGUGCGUUUUGGCAGGAACCGCCAGGGUCUGUGUAGCCGCUGCCGUCGGGUGAGGUGGCCCCUGUGUAGAGCCCGGAGGGCCCGUGUGGCUACGAGGACGUCACCAUGCCUAAAGCACUGACGGCAAAAAAUGGAGGACGGGAAAAGAAGGUCAUCCAUCCAUAUAGUAGAAAAGCAGCUCAGAUUACGAGAGAGGCCCACAAACAGGAAAAAAAGGAAAAAUUGAAGAAUGAAAAGGCCUUGCGUCUCAACAUCAUUGGUGAAAAACUGCAGUGGUUUCAGAAUCACCUGGAUCCCCAAAAAGUAGCCUAUUCAAAGAAAGACGCUUGUGCAUUGACUGAAAGCUAUUUAGAUCGAUUCUGCAGUGAGUUGGAGCAGAUUGAGUUACAUAACAGCAUCAAAGACAGGCAGGGAAGGCGACACUUUUCCCGGGAGACCGCUAUCAAGCAGACGAUGGAGCGUGAGCGCCAGCGGUACGAGGGAUAUGGCCUUGAGAUUCCUGACAUCGUAGAUGCUGGUAAUCUGAAAACCUUUAGGGAAUGGGAUUUUGAUCUGAAGAAAUUACCAAAUAUUAAAAUGAGAAAAAUUUGUGCUAAAGAUGCAAUUCCCAAGAAAUGCAAGAGGAAAAAUGUCACAGCUGUAGACAAAGUCUUAGAGGAAUUGGAACUAAAAGAUGAAUCCAGUGACUCAGAUGAGGAAAUGACUCCAGUAACCUAAUUGUCUUUUCUUGAGUUGAGAAUAAAGAAUCUGAGAGCUUCAGGUUACACUCACUGAUUGCAGUGAAUAAUUGUCCAGAUAAAGGAAUUUGCUGCCUAGCUCAUUCCCUUCCAUGAAGAGAGUCCCAUUCGCAGUUUUAAAAACGAUGUUUAGGAUUUUUAUUUAAAGCAACGUUAUAAUGAAAAAUGAAAGUGGCUUUAUUGUUUAUAUUGUUAAAGCGGAUAGAAGUGAUUUGUAAAACCUGUUCAACCUGAGUUUCUGGGGGUGGGAGUUGAUGGGAAUGAGGACAGAAGAUGUUUGAUUUUUUUCCUCACAUUUGUUUAGGGUGCUUAACGCCACAGCAGUGGGUUUUGGGCUCCCGUGUUGAGCUGUGGACAGCAGCUUGUUUUCUGAGAGGCACCUGUUGGUAUCUUUUGAACUAUUCGUGAGAGGAGAGUGUCUCUCGGAUAGUGUCACACUGACUCUCCCCCGAGACAUCCCCGCGUUUUUCAUCACAAAAUAGGGGAAAAUGGGAUAAUGGAAUUCAUAUAGGCUGAUGGAUUGUUCAUUAUUCUUGUCUUCUGAGCCUGAGUUAAAUGGUAAAAAAUAAACAGUCUCUUAUAGUGAAUGUAUUUUAUCUCUUUACAAAUGCCGUCAGGUGAGCUCGUUUCGAUUGUGUAUUAUUUUCUGCUUUCUCAUUCUGAAAAGUGAUGGUUGGUUUGUAGAGACGUAACUGAAGACCCGAUCAGUUUACUGAUGCGUUUUCUUUUCCCUUCAAGAGACAGGUUAAAUUGACACAGAAAUGACUUACUGUUUCACGGAUCGGGAAGAACAUAGCUGUGGUAGAAUGUUCUUCUUCACAGACCUUGUUAUAUGCAGCAUAUCCUUUAGUCUGUUUUAUAAAGGUUACUAUCCAACUGCAUUUGAAUGUUUUCAAGAAAAUAAAAAAUGCUGUAUGUUAACUCCAUACCAACUAAGUUGUUAACAGGUGAUUUAAAAUGUUACAACCUUUUUACUUAGGAAAAUUAAAAAUAUUUUAUUUCUGCAAAUUCAGUUCUUUAUGUUCUGAUUAACUUUCAGUGGUAUACCUGAUGCUGAUUUGCAUUAGUAAUCUGUGUACAAGCCUGGUUUUAUGAUUGCAUAAGAAGCUCAGUGGUCGUUAGUUGUAGGAAAAGUUCUUCUCCCUCUUUUAUUUUGGAUUCAUAUUUGCUUCAUAUUUAGUCUCAUGAUGGCUGUUUUAAACUGAGUCAUAAAUUAUGCUAAAGAGAACAAGAACCUUUAUUUUAAUCUGGUCUGAUGCUUUAAAAGCCAGCCUGUUAGAUGAGUAACUUGUGGAAGUGCUCCCCCUUCGACGUUGUUCCUAGUUUUCCCUGUGCUGCCCAAGGCAAGAACACAGCUAACAGGCUGCACUGCUGGGACCUGGUCCAGCUGUGUGUGUGCCGAUGAAGCGUCAGUGUCAUGCUGCUCCCGGCUGGGCCAGGGCGCCUGCCCGAGAGAGAGAUGAGCGGCAUUUAGAGUGCUGUUCGUAGAUGAGAUCCUGAUCACUGACUGCAGAGAACGUGUGCUCCUUUAGAUCCCUGUGUAGAUCAGUAGCUUGUCUUUGUGACGUAGCUUGUGAGGUCCUUGGCCACAGAGCAGAGAAAAGGGAACUCGCCUGGCUGGCAUUUCCUGCUGGCCGAACCAGGGGCUGGCAGACUGUUGUCUUGUAAGGGGCCAGACAGUAAAUAUUUCAGGCUUUGCAGGCCGUGCAGUUUUCCGUUGCAUAUUCUCUGUGUGUGUUUGUGUUGCCGCCCUUUAAAAAUGUAACAUUCAUUCUUAGAUCAUGGGCCAUACACAAGCGGCGUUUGGCCCACUUGCCAUAGUUUGCUGGUCCCUGGUCCAAGCCAACGAGCUGAAUGUCUGUUGUCGUAAGUUAAUGAGACAUUUCUAAACUCGAAUCAGCUAACUCCAACAUCUCAGGUCUCUUUUCCUAAUGCCCCACUCACUUCUUUGCCUUACCGACGCAGCUGUGCCGUUAGGACUCUGUUCACCUCAAACAGAAGCUUUUUCUACUCUUUAUGCGUUCUGGGUGCCUCAGGCGGUUAGGUAGGUGUCCUGCUUGCUCUGCUGCCACUUCCGAAUAAUUGCUUCCUUCAUUCUUCGAAGCUCUAUCUCUGUCCCCCUCCUUUUUAUAAUCUGCUUACCAAUAAAACCAGUUGCCAUUGAGUCAGCUCUGACUCAUGGUGACCGCAUGUGUGUCAGAGAAGAACUGUGCUUCACAGGGUUUUCAGCGACUGAUUUUUCUACCUUAGAUUGCCAGGCCUUCCUUCCGGGGCACCUCCGGGUGGACUUGGUUAGCAGUGUUGACUGUUUGCAUCACCCAGGGACUCCAUUCUCUGCUCCCCUUGCUGUAAAACCUGCCCACUCACUGGACGAUUUCAGCUCUUAGCUCAGCUUUCCCCUUCUCCCUUAGUCCAGUCCCGUUAGUGAUUUCAGUAGCCUUGUGGAUAACAAGUCUAACACUGUGGGCUUUAAGUUCUCCAUUCUUUUCUCCAUCCCAUCGCAGGCACACCGAUGUCACACCCGGAUCCGUAUCAGCACCUGGACCUCUCUCUGUAAACUUGAUUUUGCGCGUUCCGCUCUUGGUUCGUUGUCGUCUGUCCUCGGCUGUUUGCUGAGGCCCCGCACUUCUCCGACCUCCCUCCAUCACGAUGUGUCACCUGUUUCCUGCUGGCAGGUUGUUUCUUCUUCAGCGUCGACUGACGUUGAUAGUUGCGUCCUUGCACGUGCCUUCAGGUCCUUUGCCCCUGACUGCGAGUGUUCGUGUUUCAGAGCCCAGGCCAGUAAGACGUCGUUCUCUGGCUCUUCGGUGCCGGUGCCCAGGCAGCUGAACGUUGUGAGAAAAACCAGACCGACGGUUUCCACUUCCGUGUUUGCAGCUCUCGAGUGGGUUCUUAACACUGCUGAGCAGUCUCACUGUGUUUCCCUACUGAGUUCAUGUUCCAACUUGGAGGUAACUGUUUUGCAGGAAAAAGUAGUAAGAUAAAUUAAUGCAAUUAAUCGAUUCUAAUACCGCUUAAAUACUAGCCUGUGAAUGCCCACCUUUCAAUGUUGGCCGUUUAUACAUCCUUGAGAAAGUAGAGGCUAUCAUAUUCUUCUCCUUCGGUGUAAAGUGUAGAGUAGCUUUUCUGCUUUCAAAGGUGAGUGCUUCUGUUUGACUUCUGGAUCUCACUCCCUGUUGUCUUUUCAGGAACCUUGAUCCUCCCAAAGUUUUCCAUUCAGUUUCUUAAGCCAGAAUCUCCUUACAAAUUGUCCUUGAUUCUUCUCUUUCUCUCUUCCAUGCCCUCCCCCCAAUGUAAUUAGUAUUUCCGGUUCCAUUUCCCAAAUUAUUAGUAGCUUCCUAACUGGCAUUCCUGCCACCUCUUUAAUCCAUUAUCCAAGGUGUCGAUCAUGAAUUUUUAAAAACCUGCGUUAAAAGAGGCCACCUCUUUGUUUCAAUUCUUACAGUAUCUUUCCAUGGUGUUUGGAAUGAAAUUCAUGUUACCUGCUCUAGCCAGAGGAGUCUGGAACCAUCUGAUUCCCGACUGCCUUUGCACCUCAGCUUGUGCCCACUUGCCCUUUAGUGUGCACCCUACACGCUGGCCUUCUGUCUUUCCCUCGAGUGGGUCCGGCCGUGUCGUGUCAUGGAACAGCUCCGUGCGGCACACUGAUGACCUCUGUGUGCACGGAGGCCGCUCAGGCAAGGCUUGGCUGUGGCUGAUCUCAGCCUUGGCAGAUCGCCCUGUGCCCUUCGUGGAGCACAAGGAUAUGGAGGCUCAGGAGGACCUGCCACAGGCCACGUCUCAUUUGCCUCUGUCUUCCAGGGAGGAUGCUGCGAGACAGUUUCUCAGUGAUGGCCUGCUGGGUUCUGAUGAGUAUGAAGUUUCCACCUUGCGCCUCCAGGGGGCAGCUGCAGGUUAUAAAACUGCUUAGCUGUGGGGUGGGAUCAACUCCACAGCAAUAGGGUGCCCUGUCACCUGUGUUACAUCGUCAUGCCAUCUGGCACCUUUUCUUCUGGUGUCAACUUGUGGGACAAGACAGUAGGGACCUGGCACCUGUGUUCAUCUUUUGCUGUCUGUGUGAGUAAUGUGCUGAGCCUAACAAGGCCUCUUUUUUUACUGACUGAAUCUCGUCCGCCUUGCUUGACAUUUCCCCAUUCCGGACCUUGGUGCUUACUGUUCUCUCUUCUCGCAUCGUCAUCCUGAGUGUUUGCAAGGCUGAUGGUAACUGAUUCUUUUCCUCAUCCUUUAGAUCUCGGCUGAAGUCACCUCUGUAUCUAAAACAUCUCAACUCCCACACACUCUCUGCCCUGGGGACUUCCUGUCACAGCACCCCGUUCAAGAUUCUUAAUCGAACAAGCGAUGACAAUGAUUAGUGGUCUAGGAGUGUUCGAUGUCAUGUUGGGAGGUGGGGGAAGGUUACAAGAAUUCAGACAUCCAAUCUGGGCAGAAGAAUGAGCUGAUACAAUUAGUCUAAUAGAAGGCUGUCUUGAUCGUCUGGUGCUGCUAUAACAGAAAUACCACAAGUGGAUGGCUUCAACAAACAGAAGUUUAUUCUCUCACAGUCCAGUAAGCUACAAGUCCAAAUUCAAGGCAUCAGCUCCAGGGGAAGCU